Dichomitus squalens LYAD-421 SS1 is the source of this 636-nucleotide messenger RNA. RefSeq names its product AhpC-TSA-domain-containing protein. Gene Ontology annotation, cellular component: cytoplasm. Bases 1 to 636 code for a protein of 211 amino acids. The record is from RefSeq and is a predicted model, not a curated record. Gene Ontology annotation, biological process: cellular response to oxidative stress; cell redox homeostasis. The transcript is spliced from 5 exons. Gene Ontology annotation, molecular function: thioredoxin peroxidase activity. Lineage: Eukaryota; Fungi; Basidiomycota; Agaricomycetes; Polyporales; Polyporaceae.
AUGGUGCACCCUCUCGUCGGAAAGCCCGCUCCCGCGAUCUCUCUCCCCGCCGCGGACGGAGAGACCUACACGCUGACGCCGGGCGCGAAGGGCGUCCCUGUGGCGCUGUUCUUCUAUCCCAAGUCCGGCUCGUACGGCUGCACCAAGGAGGCAUGCCAGUUCCGCGAUGCGCUUGCAGAGAAGGACCUAUUCAAGCGGACGAAGGUCGAAAUCGUCGGCGUGAGCUCCGACGCCGUCGACAAGCAGAAGACGUUCGUGGAGAAGCAGAAGCUCACCUACCCGAUCUUGAGCGACCCGGACGGCGAGGCGCGCAAGGCGUACCACGUUGGAAAGGGCCUCUUCGGUCUCGCCGAGACCGCACGAGUGACGUUCUUCAUCGAUAGCAAGGGUACCGUGAGGGAUGUCCUCGACACGACCCUCAACUACUCUGCGCAUGUCAAGUUCGUCUCCAAAUGGCUCGACAAGCUCGAGGCAGAGGAGAAGAAGGCUGCUGAGGCACCCGCUGAUGCCGCUGCACCCGCUGCCGACACCGAGGGCACCGCGGCGAGUGCACCUACGGAAGGUGCCGGCGCCGCACCCGCGGAGACUCCGUCCAGUGGCGAGCUUGGUCGGGCUGCGCAAGCUGUCCAGGCCUGA